UAUGACAUCACAAACAAACAUGGCGGCGCACAGUGAGUCGCUCCAUUGAACGCCAAAACACAAUAAACGUGUUACAAUACACGACCGGGCCACGGAUGUUACACAUUGAUUUCGCUGAGCUUUAGCUUUUGAGCACCGACGAGGCUACGAAUAAAAGAAUGGUGAGCGGAAGUCGAGUCGUUUGCACUGUUUUAAUCGAACAUGUCCAAGCCGAGGACGCACUCGGUGUCUGCUGCUGCUUCUUCUUCUGGUUCUACUGCGUUCGGUGAACCGUGGAGGUCUGGUUCGAAAGCGUGCAAAACACAAGACAAGAACACGACGAGACAGGACGCAGAGGCACCACCAGGGACUGUUUGCAAAGAACUGCAGAGUCCUCAGUGCAGAAGCUACGGCAGAUUCUAUGGACAGAACCAUGGAGACUCUCCAAGUGAUAUGGAGCCUUCUCAGGACAUCAUCUGGGAUUCCACGUCGCCCCCAAAAGCGGGGAAGGACUCUAGGAAUGUCAGAUCAGUGGAAAUAUCCGACAUUGUUAAUCGCAUAGCACCAAAGGAUGUAAAACCACGAGGGCCUCAAUCUCCCCUGUGGCAGUGGAUCGGCGAUAGCACCACUUUGACUCCCGAGAUGCCCAAACCAAGAGUGAAGAAGAAGUCAAUUCGGCAAAACAGUGUGGAUGACCUCAUGAAGUUAGCCCGGAAGUUUGAUGAGAACAUGCAGCAGGACAAGGAGGCAUCAGAGCAGCUAAACACAAACAACAACAACAACAAGUCAGACACAACACAAACGCAGACAUCUGCAUUAAAUCGAACGGAGGCGGAGUUGCACGCCCUUUUUGACUCUUCCACGCAAGGAGCCAGCGGCGGAUUCAGUCCGAGCUCAUCCAGAUCGUCUCCUUCCCAGGAAGCAAGCAGUAAAGCAGAGGCAUCACAAUCAUCCAAGUUGAAGUCAGCGGGUACUACUGUAAGUGUAAGCAAGUGUGACGACUUUGAGGACGACUGGGAGAAUGACGACCUCCUUAAUGACUCAUUUAUAUUGGCCAUGACACAGAACCCAGACAGCUUUAAGACGCCGUUGGCGUCAAACACUAAACAAACUGUAUGCCAACGCACUGCCUCCAAAAAGCCUUCAGAGCCCGCUCGGGUACCCGAAUCCAAGUCGAGCAUCAGCACUCUUGAGCAACUGUGUCCCCAAGUCAGGACCACCAACAGACGCACUUUCAAGUUAGAGCCUAACCCUCGCUUCCAAACAUCCACUGAAGGUCCACCCACGUCCAGAAACACUUCAGAGAACAAAUCUGCCACCUCAAAGACUAUUUACACCAAAAUCACAGACAAAAAGCAGCCUUGCGAUGCUGCAGACUCGUCAAAAGACAUUUUAUGUGACGACUGGGACGACGACGAUGCUCUCUUCUACCAGGUGUGUGACACCGUGGAGUGGCUCUCCAAAAGCCAGCCUGAGCCAGAGAAACCAGCUGAGGCCACCGCCCGACCGACAAAGACCACCUCUGCCCCUCUGCCAAUCGACAAAACACUUCCGACAAACACCAACAAAUCACCUCGUGCCUUUGUCCGGUCUAACUCGCUACCUGAAGGAUGGCAAAGUCCAGUAAGGGGCUGGACCAGCAGACCAGGGAUGUCUCAGAGUCUACCAGAACGCCAAAAAAGCAGAAAUUCUUCUGGAAGUCAUGUUGACGUGAAAACCUGUACAGUGACUGCUGGUGUGCAGCCCUCGAAUGCUGCCUUCAAGAGGAGUGUAUGUGACUCGGCAGUGAAAAGCAACAAAGUAUUUGUCACCAACCAGAUGGCGAGAAAGUGCUCGGCAGCCGAAAUUGAGAGGAAGAAACAAGAAGCCUUGGCCAGGAGGCGACAGAGAAUGCAGGACAUACAAAAACCAUAGCAUGCACAUACCGGAUGACAGUGCCUUUGUUGCUAUAGUGGUUUAAAAAAAAAUGUAGCAGAAAGACACGUUUGCUGCUUGCGUGACACUGAAAGGAUAAUCAGAGAGAUUAAACUUCAUUGUGUGACUUUC
Messenger RNA from Doryrhamphus excisus (bluestripe pipefish), 2025 nucleotides. RefSeq names its product ETAA1 activator of ATR kinase b (gene etaa1b). Gene Ontology annotation, molecular function: protein serine/threonine kinase activator activity. Gene Ontology annotation, cellular component: nuclear replication fork. Lineage: Eukaryota; Metazoa; Chordata; Actinopteri; Syngnathiformes; Syngnathidae. Gene Ontology annotation, biological process: positive regulation of protein serine/threonine kinase activity; replication fork processing; DNA damage response. The record is from RefSeq and is a predicted model, not a curated record.